Brienomyrus brachyistius is the source of this 5895-nucleotide messenger RNA. RefSeq lists its product as uncharacterized. Lineage: Eukaryota; Metazoa; Chordata; Actinopteri; Osteoglossiformes; Mormyridae. The record is from RefSeq and is a predicted model, not a curated record. Bases 118 to 5895 code for a protein of 1925 amino acids. The transcript has 27 exons.
CCGCCUUCACUCUGUUUGCUGUGUGUAAGAAUAGAAACGACAGAGACAGUGAAGGUACAGAGGAUGAGGAAGUGAGUGUCACUCUCCACAGAUCUGGGCUCAGUGACACACACACGUAUGGAUCCUCUGAUGCUCCUGUUUCUUCUCAUUGCUGGGCUCACAGGUGCUGACAGUGUGUCCUCAGUAGGAGAGGUGUCUGUACAGAGAGGAGGAUCUGUCACCAUCCCAUGUUCCUAUGAAGACAGUUAUAAAACACAUGUGAAAUACUGGUGCAGAAGGGGUUAUAGGUAUACAUGUACUCCCAUAGUACACACUGACUCUCCACAGACGAAGGGUAAAGUGUCAAUCAGAGAUGAUCCUGACCAGCGAGUCUUCACUGUGACCAUGAACAAUCUGACAGCUGUGGACUCUGGUUCCUACUGGUGUGGUGUGGAGAACAGCAGAAAUUCAGCUGUGGGAACACAGGUUUAUCUGUCAGUCACUGAGGGUUCCCCAGGGCUGUCAGUGGACAAACAGGAGGUGACGGGUGUGGAAGGAGACAGUGUCACUGUUCAGUGUCGCUAUACAGACAGUUACAGUCAGAAGCAGUGGUGUAAGGUCAGGCGCUCCUGUGUGUCAAGUUCUUCGGGUUUGGAUGGGAGGCCUGUCCUGAUCAGGGAUGACAAAGUAAAGAAAGUCUUCAGUGUGACAAUGAGGGGACUGGAGAGGAAGGACACAGGCUGGUACUGGUGUGAUGAUGAUAGAUACCAGCAGAUCCCAGUUCAUAUUACUGUCAGUCUGAGAACUGCAACCACAACCAGCACUGAAUGUGCUGACAGUGUGUCCUCAGUGGGAUCAGUGUCUGUACAGAGUGGAGGAUCUGUCACCAUCCCAUGUUCCUAUGAAGACCGUUAUAAAGCACAUGUGAAAUACUGCUGCAGAGAUUAUUAUUCUUCGGAUCCAUGUACUCCCAUAGUACGCAGUGACUCUCUACAGAAGAGGAAUGAAGUGUCAAUCAGAGAUUAUCCUGACCAGCGAGUCUUCACUGUGACCAUGAACAGUCUGACAACUGGGGACUCUGAUUACUACUGGUGUGGUGUGGGGAUCAGCGGAGGUGCAGCUGUGGGAACAUGGAUCCAGCUGUCAGUCACUGAAGGUGUGUCCACACUGAACACGGUGUCUGUACAGAGAGGAGGAUCUGUCACCAUCCCAUGUUCCUAUGAUGAGAGAUAUAAAACACAUGUGAAAUACUGGUGCAAUGGGAGUGACUGGAGCUCAUGUACUCCCAUAGUACGCAGUGACUCUACACAGAUAAGUGGUGAAGUGUCAAUCAUAGAUGAUCCUGACCAGCGAGUCUUCAAUGUGACCAUGAACAAUCUGACAGCUACUGGUUCCUACUGGUGUGGUGUGGACAUCACCGGAGGUGCAGCUGUGGGAACACGGGUUUACCUGUCAGUCACUGAGGGUGUGUCCACACUGAACAUGGUGUCUGUACAGAGAGGAGGAUCUGUCGCCAUCCCAUGUUUCUAUGACAACAUGUAUCAACAACAUGUGAAAUACUGGUGCAAUGGGAGUGACUGGAGCUCAUGUACUCCCAAAGUACGUACUGACUCUACACAGAUAAGUGGUGAAGUGUCAAUCAGAGAUGAUCCUGACCAGCGAGUCUUCAAUGUGACCAUGAACAAUCUGAAACCUGGGGACUCUGGUUCCUACUGGUGUGGUGUGGAGAUCAGCAGAGGUUCAGCUGUGGGAACACGGGUUUACCUGUCAGUCAGUGAGGGUUCCCCAGAGCUGUCAGUGGACAAACAGGAGGUGACGGGUGUGGAAGGAGACAGUGUCACUGUUCAGUGUCGCUAUACAGACAGUUACAGUCAGAAGCGGUGGUGUAAGGUCAGGCGCUCCUGUGUAUCAAGGUCUUCGGGUUUGGAUGGGAGGCCUGUCCUGAUCACGGAUGACAAAGUAAAGAAAGUCUUCAGUGUGACAAUGAGGGGACUGGAGAGGAAGGACACAGGCUGGUAUUGGUGUGAUACUGGAAACGUGCAGAUCCCAGUUCAUAUUACUGUCAGUCUGAGAACUACAACCACAACUAGCACUGAACGUGCUGACAGUGUGUCCUCAGUGAGAUGGGUGUCUGUACAGAGAGGAGGAUCUGUCACCAUCCCAUGUUUCUAUAACAACAGAUAUCAGCAACAUGUGAAAUACUGGUGCAGAUGGGCUUAUAGCCAUCUAUGUACUCCCAUCGUACGCAGUGACUCUCCACAGACGAAGGAUGAUGUGUCAAUCAGAGAUGAUCCUAACCAGCGAGUCUUCACUGUGAGCAUGAACAAUCUGCAAACUGGGGACUCUGAUUACUACUGGUGUGGUGUGCAGAUCAGCAGAGGUUCAGCAGUGGGAACAUGGAUGCAGCUGUCAGUCACUGCGGGUGUGUCCAGAGUGAACACGGUGUCUGUACAGAGAGGAGGAUCUGUCACCAUCCCAUGUUACUAUGACAACAUGUAUCAACAACAUGUGAAAUACUGGUGCAAUGGGAGUGACUGGAGUUCAUGUACUCCCAAAGUACGCAGUGACUCUCCACAGAUAAGUGGUGAAGUGUCAAUCAGAGAUGAUCCUGACCAGCGAGUCUUCAAUGUGACCAUGAACAAUCUGACAGCUGGGGACUCUGGUUCCUACUGGUGUGGUGUGGAGAUCAGCAGAGGUUCAGCUGUGGGAACACGGGUUUACCUGUCAGUCACUGAGGGUUCCCCAGAGCUGUCAGUGGACAAACAGGAGGUGACGGGUGUGGAAGGAGACAGUGUCACUGUUCAGUGUCGCUAUACGGACAGUUACAGUCAGAAGCGGUGGUGUAAGGUCAGGCGCUCCUGUGUAUCAAGGUCUUCGGGUUUGGAUGGGAGGCCUGUCCUGAUCAGGGAUGACAAAGUAAAGAAAGUCUUCAGUGUGACAAUGAGGGGACUGGAGAGGAAGGACACAGGCUGGUACUGGUGUGAUGAUGAUGGAUACUGGCAGAUCCCAGUUCAUAUUACUGUCAGUCUGAGAACUACAACCACAACUAGCACUGAACGUGCUGACAGUGUGUCCUCAGUGAGAUGGGUGUCUGUACAGAGAGGAAGAUCUGUCACCAUCCCAUGUUUCUAUAACAACAGAUAUCAGCAACAUGUGAAAUACUGGUGCAGAUCGGCUUAUAGCCAUCCAUGUACUCCCAUCGUACGCAGUGACUCUCCACAGACGAAGGAUGAUGUGUCAAUCAGAGAUUAUCCUGACCAGCGAGUCUUCACUGUGACCAUGAACAAUCUGACAGCUGGGGACUCUGAUUACUACUGGUGUGGUGUGGAGAUCAGCAGAGGUUCAGCUGUGGGAACAUGGAUGCAGCUGUCAGUCACUGCGGGUGUGUCCACACUGAACACGGUGACUGUACACAGAGGAGGAUCUGUCACCAUCCCAUGUUUCUAUGACAACAUGUAUCAACAAUAUGAGAAAUACUGGUGCAAAGGGAAUUUCUGGAGUUCAUGUACUCCCAUAGUACACACUGACUCUACACAGAUAAGUGGUGAAGUGUCAAUCAGAGAUGAUCCUGACCAGCGAGUCUUCAAAGUGACCAUGAACAAUCUGACAGCUGUGGACUCUGGUUCCUACUGGUGUGGUGUGGAGAUCAGCAGAGGUUCAGCUGUGGGAACACGGGUUUCCCUGUCAGUCACUGAGGGUGUGUCCACACUGAACAUGGUGACUGUACAGAGAGGAGGAUCUGUCACCAUCCCAUGUUCCUAUGACAACAUAUAUCAAAAACAUGUGAAAUACUGGUGCAAAGGGAGUGACUGGAGCUCAUGUACUCGCAUAGUACGCAGUGACUCUCCACAGACGAAGGGUGAAGUGUCAAUCAGAGAUGAUCCUGACCAGCCAGUCUUCACUGUGAUCAUGAACAAUCUGACAGCUGUGGACUUUGGUUCGUACUGGUGUGGCGUGGAGAUCAGCAGAGGUUCAGUUGUGGGAACACGGGUUUCCCUGUCAGUCACUGAGGGUGUGUCCACACUGAACACGGUGACUGUACAGAGAGGAGGAUCUGUCACCAUCCCAUGUUACUAUGACAACAUGUAUCAACAACAUGUGAAAUACUGGUGCAGAGGGAGUGACUGGAGUUCAUGUACUCCCAUUGUACACAGUGACUCUACACAGAUAAGUGGUGAAGUGUCAAUCAGAGAUGAUCCUGACCAGCGAGUCUUCAAUGUGACUAUGAACAAGCUGACAACUGUGGACUCUGGUACCUACUGGUGUGGUGUGGAGAUCAGCGGAGGUGCAGCUGUGGGAACACGGGUUUACCUGUCAGUCACUGAGGGUGUGUCCACACUGAACACGGUGACUGUACACAGAGGAGGAUCUGUCACCGUCCCAUGUUACUAUGACAACAUGUAUCAAAAACAUGUGAAAUACUGGUGCAAAGGGAGUGACUGGAGCUCAUGUACUCCCAUAGUACGCACUGACUCUCCAAAGAAAAGUGGUGAUGUGUCAAUCAGAGAUGAUCCUAACCAGCGAGUCUUCAAUGUGACUAUGAACAAUCUGACAGCUGUGGACUCUGGUUACUACUGGUGUGGUGUGGACAUCAGCGGAGGUGCAGCUGUGGGAACACGGGUUUCCCUGUCAGUCACUGAGGGUGUGUCCACAGUGAACACAGUGUCUGUACAGAGAGGAGGAUCUGUCACCAUCCCAUGUCCCUAUGGCAACAUACAUCAAAAACAUGUGAAAUACUGGUGCAAUGGGAGUGACUGGAGUUCAUGUACUCCCAUAGUACGCACUGACUCUCCAAAGAAAAAUGGUGAAGUGUCAAUCAGAGAUGAUCCUGUUAAGCCAGUCUUCACUGUGACCAUGAACAAUCUGAGAGCUACUGGUUACUACUGGUGUGGUGUGGACAUCAGCGGAGGUGCAGCUGUGGGAACACGGGUUUCCCUGUCAGUCACUGAGGGUGUGUCCACACUGAACACGGUGUCUGUACAGAGAGGAGGAAAUGUCACCAUCACAUGUUACUAUGAUGACAGUUAUAAAGCACAUGUGAAAUACUGGUGCAGAGGGAGUGACUGGAGUUCAUGUACUCCCAUAGUACGUACUGAUUCCCCUAAGAUAAGUAGUGAAGUGUCAAUCAGAGUUCAUCCUGACCAGCGAGUCUUCAAUGUGACCAUGAACAAUCUGACAGCUGUGGACUCUGGUACCUACUGGUGUGGUGUGGAGAUCAGCAGAGGUUCAGCUGUGGGAACACAGGUUUACCUGUCAGUCACUGAGGAUGAUGAAGAAGGAGGGAAUAAUGAAAAACAGAGCUUGUUUCUGUAUGUAGGGCUGGGCUCAUUGGUGCUGCUGUUGAUCAUCAUCAUCAUCACAUGGAAAGUGUGGGACAAACGCAAGAAAAAAAGGGCCAUGAACCAAAAUGCAGGAAGUACAGAAUUAACAUUGAACCCAGACCAUGAAUACGCCGUCAUAGACAGAACUGGCAUCACCAAGGGAGACCCGGCAGAGCAGGCCUCUGUGGAGCCUGGUGCUGAUGUCACCUACAGCUCCAUUCUCCUGCCAGAUCCACAGGUGUCCUCUAGAUGUUCUUCACAUCGUCCUGCUGUAACCCCAGCCAGUGAUGUGGUCUACAGCUCAGUCACCCUGAAGGACAGAGAGACUGACAGUGACCCCAGCCUGGCCCUGCAGUCCCCUUGGAGUACUCCUGUCCUGCAGGGCCCUCGGGGCUGCCUUGUCUUCAUCCUGCAGGUCCUUCAAUACCCUCUGAUCCUAGUUCCUGUUGCAGUCCUGCAGUCUCUUCAUCGGCCCUCUGUUCCCAUCCUGCAGUCCCCUCAUCACCCUUCUGCUCCUGUCCUGUUGUCCCCAAGCGCCCACUGGAUCCAGCCAUGCCGCCGCUCAGCCCAGGAGAUCCUUCAUUUAGACUUAUGA